AUGGCGACGCAGCCGCUUCUGCCGCCGGAGCAGCGCACGCUGCGCGCGGCGCUGGACCAGCGGGGGCUCGCGGAGCCGCUGCUGUCGUCCUACUGGAGCGACGGCCACUACGACGCGCGGGGCGAUGGGCCCCUUCGGCGGGCGGCGGGGGCGGUGUGCGCGGCCGGCAGGGAGCUGUGGACGUUCUCGCGCAAUGACCCCAGGAAGCCCGUGUACGCGGCCAAGGUGGCCACGGCGCUCGCGCUCAUCACGCUGCUCGUCUUCCUCCGCGAGCCCAGCGACAUUGUCAGCCACUCCGUCUGGGCCAUCCUCACCGUCGUCGUCGUCUUCGAGUUCAGCAUCGGUGCAACCUUGAGCAAAGGCCUUAACAGGGGAUUGGGGACUCUGACGGCAGGCGGGCUUGCUCUAGCAGUUGCUGAAUCGGCUAGGCACAUGGGCGACCAGGACAUAGUGUUUCUCAUCAUCACCACCUUCGCCGUUGGAUUCGCUACAACCUUGAUAAAGGUGCACCCCAAGAUGAAGCUGUACGAGUACGGGCUCCGCGUCUUCCUGCUCACCUUCUGCUAUGUGACGGUGUCCGGGUACAACACGGGGGAGUUCGUCGGCGGCACGGCCCUGAGCAGGUUCUUGCUCAUCGUCAUCGGCGCCGCCGUCAGCCUGGCGGUGAACAUAGGCAUAUACCCGAUCUGGGCGGGAGAGGACCUGCACCACCUGGUGGCCAGGAACUUCGCCAGAGUCGCUGAAUCCUUAGAAGGGUGCGUCGAUGGAUACCUGACAUGCAUGGAGUACCAAAGGGUUCCUUCCAAGAUUCUCACGUACCAAGCUUCCGAUGAUCCUCUGUACAGUGGGUACAGGGCGGCUGUCGAGGCACAGACACAAGAGGAAGCACUGCUGGGGUUUGCCAUAUGGGAGCCACCGCACGGACCAUACAAGAUGAUGAAGUACCCCUGGCAGAGCUACACCAAGGUUGGCGGCGCGCUGAGGCACUGCUCCUUCGCCGUCAUGGCGCUGCACGGGUGCAUACUGUCGGAGAUCCAGUCGGCGCCGGAGAACAGGCAGGUGUUCAGCGCCGAGCUCCACAGGGUGGGCGAUGAGGCGGCCAAGGUGCUGCGGGAGCUCGGGCACCGGGUGAAGACCAUGACCAGGCUGAGCUCGCCCAACAUCCUCUCCGAGGUCCUCCACGCCGCUGAGGAGUUGCAGAAGAAGAUCGACCAGCGGUCCUACCUCCUCGUCAACACGGAUCGUUGGGGGGAGAGGGAGGACACCGCCGCCUCCACCACCACCUGCAGCCGGCACGAGGCAGGAGCCGGAGCCUCCAGGGAAAAUGAGGCGCCACCGCCGCCGCCGGAGCAGGCCGUCGUCAUCAACAUCCCUCCAAUGCACAAGUCGGAGUCGAACACGACUGUCGCCCGGGCCGCCGGCGUCAACGUCCCUCCACUGCACAAGUCGGAGUCGAACACGACCCUCGCCCGGGCCGCCAGCGUCAGCAUCCCUCCACUGCACAAGUCGGAGUCGAGCACGACCCUCGCCCGGACCGCCAGCGUCAGCGUCCCUCCACUGCAUAAGUCGGAGUCGAACACGACCCUCGCCCGGGCCGCCGGCUCGAACACGACCCUCGCCCGGACCACCAGCGUCAGCAUCCCUCCACUGCACAAGUCGGAGUCCACCACGACCGUCGCCCGGGCCGCGGCCCUCGGCAACGUGCACAAGUCGGAGUCGAGCACGUCGCUCGCCCGGUUCGACUCGGCGGCGUCGUGGGCGGCCAUGUCGCUGGCGGACGGCCUGGCGCUCAAGCCCCAGGGGUCCUGGCACCACCGGGUGCCGCCGUUCCACCCGGGCCAGCCGGUCGACGCCGCGGAGGCGAGGACGUACGAGAGCGCGAGCGCGCUGUCUCUGGGCACCUUCGCGUCGCUCCUCAUCGAGUUCGUGGCGCGGCUCGGGAACCUCGUCAACGCCGUCGAGGAGCUCAGCGACAAGGCCGCCUUCAAGGAUCCCGUGGAGGAGCCAUCCGUGUUAACAAGGGAGGAGACUGGUGUUUUUGGCAGAAUGACAAAGUUUUUCAGGCUGAAGAGAUGAUGUGGACGGCAAGAGAAGAGACUAUAAAACACUAAUUGACCGGUGGUAAAUGGAUAGCCCGAUGUUGUUCAAUUAGCCAGACUAAUUGAGUGUACCAAAGAAGCAUGUAGAAGGUCUGAUAUAUACUGUACAAGGUAUACAUGUAAAUACAAAUGUGAAAAUCGGAGAAUGUAAAAUGCUCUCUCAUGCAGUAAAGUGAAACAGGGUGAGAGGGAUACUCUGUAAUAUACCAAUGUUUUUGAAUAGCGGACUAUACUGCAUUUAGCAGGGUCUCACUAAACAACGUCGUCUUUGUACAAUUUAGCGGUUUUAGACUAUCGCCGUUGUUAUAACACUAUGUCACAUCUAGAUGUGAGAUAAUACCUCACAUCUACUUAUAACAUCAUCGUACAUCAGUAGAUAAAUAAGGCUUUGUCUAAGUUGGGUCUAGGCUUUUUAGUCUUGGUUGUUUUUGUUAUUGGGUGGGCUCUAUUGUUGUUGCACAAAACAGGAAAAAAAAAGAUAGACAGAAAAACAAGUUGUUCACGGGUGGAUCUGGGCUUCGGGCUACAGCUUGUAGUUUGACAUGUUUGAACCAUUGCACGUGGCUUGAUGAAUGAACGCACGAAUAAUUUGGUAAAACAGUGGAUCUCCUUGGCGAAAGUAUGAGGCAUCUCGAUGUAGAGCUCGCGAGAAAUGUUGUGGCUUUUUUUUCUGUUUUUUCUAUAAACUAUUUGGUGAAAUAAAAAAUUAUUUGCAAAUUUUAAAAGUCCGUGGAUUAGAAAGGAGUGGGAAAUUUGAAUGUUUUCACGAAUUUAGAAGUCAUCGAAUACAAAAAUAUGUUCGUGAAAAAAUGUUGACAAAUUU
This is a messenger RNA of Triticum dicoccoides, 2922 nucleotides long. Its product is annotated as aluminum-activated malate transporter 6-like. The record is from RefSeq and is a predicted model, not a curated record. Bases 1 to 2076 code for a protein of 691 amino acids. NCBI's taxonomy places the organism in Eukaryota, Viridiplantae, Streptophyta, Magnoliopsida, Poales, Poaceae. Gene Ontology annotation, biological process: malate transport. The transcript has 6 exons.